GUAAAAAACCCUAAGUAAAAAAAGGAUUGAAAUUGAAUUCAAUCGUCUCUCUCCCUUCGCGGUUUCUCUCUCGCGCUUUCCUCUUCUUCUCGUUUUCUCCCAGAAAUCGACGGACAUCCUCUCCAUCCUCUCCAUCGUCUCCACUAUUAUCUCGUUCCCUCGCUCUCCUUGGGUGUAUUUCACAGCGUCGCUCCUUGACCAGACGAGUGCGCCGCGACCUUAACCAGCGUGCGACCUCCAGUUGCUGCUCUCCGGCGGCUCGACUUCAUCCGACGCCACCUUCCUUCAGCGGCAUCUACGCCAUCGUUGAGAACUCCAUCUACGGAGGUUUUGGGUAAAAAUGGUUGAGCAAGAGAGAGAGAGUUCUCCCGCGACAUCUGCUCCAUCGGAGCACACCACCACCGCCGUUGAAGGACCGUCCACGGCGGCCGCGGCGACAUCUGCUCCACCGGAGCAACAAGUAGAAGAAGAAACGGCCAGAGCAACAAUUAGAGAAGAACCUCGAUUUAGAUGGGUUCGACCCAAUAUGAGGGGAUACCAAGCGCGCGUAAAUCUUUAUGUGCGUGUGGAGGUCAUGAAUCGGGUUCGACAGAAACUGCACGGUAUUGGCAGUAGUGAAUUAGAGCAACGGUUCUUAGACGGAGUUUUUGGACAUCUGGUCCAAUUGCGGCGCUCCGGUAGUGCCAAUAAUGCGCUGUCCGAGCUCAUUGCUCGGGAACUUCAUGAUGCUAGCUUCUCAGAGUUCGAGAAGCGGUACUUUGUGGGUGGGCAUGAGGUUAGCUUCACCGCCCAAGAUUAUGCCUUGGUGACGGGGCUUAGGUUUGGCCCGUCGGACUUUGACCCCACAGCGGACCAUGUCAUCCCCCAGAGCAGCUUGUACAUGCGUCAUUUUGAUGGUAAGAGAGUGAGGAUUAACACGUUAGAACAAAAGUUCAAUGAUGGAUUGUUCAGGGACCCAGAAGAUUUGUUGAAGGUUGCCCACAUACUCAUCUUAUAUCAUAUUUUGAUAUGUCGUGGGGAGAGCAUAUGGAUUGAUGAGUGGGUAUGGGCGUUAGUAGAGGACUCCGAGGCAUGGGCUCGUUUUCCUUGGGGCUCGUACAACUUUUCUAUCCUAUGCCAUCAAAUGAGUGUCUUGGUAAAGCAUCCAAGCCAAAUCAAGAACAAUAGAAAGACUUACCAUAUCUUUGGCCCUGUGUGGGCUUUUCAGAUAUGGUCGUACGAGGUGAUACCCAAAUUGGGAGGCUUGUGUGGGAAUCGUGAUAGCGAGAUGAGCAUUCCUCGUUGUUUGCACUGGGACACGCGUGCUGUUCCUGCCAUUGACUUUUCAGAGUUAUUCAAUCGUCAGCUUAUAAUUCGGCCUAUGGUACCUACUCCUCGGGAAGAAGGCCAUGAGUUCUUUAUCAGCCUAGGUACAGAUCAGCAGAUGGCGGUCACUUUUUGGCCCUCGAAGAGGCAUGCCGCAAAAAAACUGCUAGUGGACGAAGACGUUGAGCUAAUUGAGGAGGAGUCUGAUGAGCCACCGGAGAGGAAGAGAAGACGAGAGCCAUGUCAUAAGACCGCACCCAAGUCGAGAACUGCUGUAGAGAAGCGACAUCAUCCCGAGCCGAGUGCAGCAGCCGAGAAGCAGCAGAUGAGACAUUCUCCAGAGCCACCACAUCCAUCUACUACUUGUUACUUGCAUGGCAAUCCAUGCAAGCAUGCAGAUGACGAGGAGGCUCACUUGGAGCGCUUGGCUCGAAGAGUAGCUCCUCGCAUACCAUUGGAUGACUUGGAGAGUGGUUGGAUAGCCCGUCUCGUGCAUAAAUUGCUUGACAUUGUGGCGAAGAGAUCAGAUGAGUCACCCUCCAUCAGUGCGACUCUAUCAGUGAGUCGAGGCAUUCCAACUGCAAACAGUCCUCUUGUGGACGUGGAGGUGGAACAAGCUGCCGAGGUGGAGGUGGAGCAGGCUGCCGAGGUGGUGGAGGUGGAGGUGGAGCAGGUUGCCGAGGUGGAGGUGGAGGUGGAGCAGGCUGCCGAGGUGGAGGUGGAGCAGGUUGUGGAGGAAUAG
Messenger RNA from Salvia miltiorrhiza (redroot sage), 2047 nucleotides. RefSeq lists its product as uncharacterized. The transcript is spliced from 3 exons. The record is from RefSeq and is a predicted model, not a curated record. The coding region runs from base 341 to 2047 and encodes 568 amino acids. Lineage: Eukaryota; Viridiplantae; Streptophyta; Magnoliopsida; Lamiales; Lamiaceae.